Molecule: messenger RNA, 2502 nt
Organism: Closterium sp. NIES-65
Lineage: Eukaryota; Viridiplantae; Streptophyta; Zygnematophyceae; Desmidiales; Closteriaceae
Source: the annotation of a GenBank genome assembly
AUGGCGGCGCCGCCUUUGCUGCACCUCACAUCACCGCAAGGCCCUUCACCUCCAUCACCCUACGCCGCCCUUCCCGCUUCUUAUGUCCUUCGACCCGCACUGUCCUCGCUAAGCGCUGCUCCAGUAACGGCCGUAACUUCGGUCACACGCCCGUACGCACCACACUUGGCUGUGCCUUUCACGAGUAGCGCGCAUGGCAGGCUAGGGGGAAGCGCCGGGGCAGGGGGGGGCAGUGUACCGGCAGCAGCGGCGGCAGGUGCGGCGGAAGGAAAGGCGGCUCUUGCUGUACCUGGGCUGGGGGAAGGGAAGGAGGGUGCUGCCAUCGUAGGCAAGAAACGGGAGGCAGGGGGGGCAGCGGCAGGCCCAGGGAAGGGGAAAACAGAGGGGGAUGGUUCCGGGAAGGCGGUGGUGGGGGCGUCAGGGAAGGGCGGGGCGGGGGAGGCGGUAGCAGGGGGAGGGCAGGGCGGGGAGGAGGCGUCGGACAUGGCGAUUCUGAGCACGCUGGCGCAGUACCUGUGGCCCAAGGACAACCCCGACUACCGCCGCCGCGUUGCCGCUGCCCUCACUCUGCUCGUCUCUGCAAAGUUGUUGAACAUCCAGGUGCCGUUCCUCUUCAAGCACGCCAUAGACAGCCUGUCAGCAGCAGCGGGGGCCACGGGCGCCACAGCGGCGGCAGCAGCAGCCACAGCAGCUUCAGACCCGCUCUUCUUUGCGCUCUUCACCACGCCCUCCGCCAUGCUGCUCGGUUAUGGCCUAGCACGUGCUGGUGCUUCUGCGUGCAAUGAGCUGCGCAAUGCGGUGUUUGCGAACGUGGCACAGGGCACCAUUCGCAAGGUUGCGAGGCAGGUGUUCCUGCACCUGCACGACAUGGACCUCUCCUUCCACCUCAGUCGGCAGACGGGGGCGUUGAACCGAACGAUAGACCGGGGCACGAGAGCCAUCAACUUCAUCCUCUCCUCCAUGCUCUUCAACGUCUUCCCUACACUGCUCGAGAUCGGGCUGGUAUCCAGCAUCCUGGCGUACAAGUUUGGCCCCUCCUUUGCUGUUGUCACAGGCGCAACAGUCACAGCGUACACUGCGUUCACCCUCGGAAUCACACAGUGGCGCACCAAGUUCCGGCAGCAGAUGAACAAGGCGGACAACGACAGCAGCUCUCGCGCCAUCGACUCCCUCAUCAACUACGAGACAGUGAAGUAUUUCAACAACGAGGAGCAUGAGGCCGCCAUGUACGACACCUUCCUCAAACGGUACGAGGUAGCGGCGCGCAAGACGCAGAGCAGCCUGUCGCUGCUCAACUUCGGGCAGAACGCCAUCUUCAGCGCUGCGCUUGCCUACACCAUGGUCAUGUGCGGCCAGGGCAUUGCCGCUGGCCACAUGACCAUUGGCGACCUCGUGAUGGUGAACGGGCUGUUGUUCCAGCUGUCGCUGCCGCUCAACUUCCUGGGCAGUGUGUACCGCGAGACGCGCCAGAGCCUCAUAGACAUGCACCACAUGUUCUCCCUGCUCAACCUGAAGCCAUCGGUGACGGACAUACCGGAUGCACGGCCUUUGGAGCUCAAGGACAGCAGCAUCUCAUUCCACGACGUCACAUUCGGGUACCACGACGAGAAGCCAAUUCUGAAUGGCGUGUCGCUGCAUGUGCCGGGAGGGAAGAGCCUCGCCAUCGUUGGUCCCAGUGGCAGUGGCAAGUCAACGGUGCUGCGUCUGCUCUACCGCUUCUUUGAUGUCGACUCUGGAAGUAUAACGGUGGACGGCCAGGACAUCCGGCAAGCGACAAUCAACAGCCUGCGCAAGUCCAUAGGGGUCGUGCCUCAAGACACUGUCCUAUUCAACGACAGCAUCAUGUACAACAUCCGCUACGGCCGCCCAUCUGCCACGGAUGAGGAGGUGUACGAGGCGGCACGGCAGGCGGCCAUUCACGAGCAGAUCCUGGAGUUCCCCAAGGGCUAUGACACCAUGGUGGGGGAGCGCGGGCUCAAGAUAAGUGGAGGGGAGAAGCAGCGAGUGGCACUCGCAAGAACGUUCCUUAAGGGAGCUCCAAUUCUGCUGUGUGACGAGGCCACAAGUGCGCUGGACAGUGUCACGGAGGGUGCCAUUCUCACGGCUCUGCAGAGCCUCGCUCGCAACCGCACCUCCAUCUUUGUCGCUCACCGCCUCACCACCGCCAUGCAGUGCGACGAGAUUGUGGUGCUGGAUGAGGGGCACAUCGUAGAGCGCGGCAACCACGCAUCGCUGCUCGCACUCAACGGCACGUACGCUGACAUGUGGCGCCAGCAGAAUCGCCCGCACGGGGAGGACGCAUGCGAAGGGGAGGAGGGGGGCGAGGGGGAGCGCCGUGGAGUUAGUGCGAGUGAGCAUGAUGGGGACCGGUUGGCAGUGGUGCUGGGAGGGGAUGAUGAUGGGGUGGCGCAUGGUAAGGCCGACAAGGCAGGCAACGCCGCUGCUGGUGUGGAUGGCAGUGGUCGGCCGAUAGUGCAUGGCACUGCUGCGAGGGCAUCGUAG